AUGGUUAACACACGUUACAAUGAUGUUAGACCUGUAACUCCAGUUUUGCCCAAAGAAGAGCCAGUCAUUCGAGGGCAUGGCAGAGGGAGAGGUAGGCGAGGCAGGGGCAUAGAGAGGGCAGCAUCUUCCAAAAAUGAGUUUGAGGGAGAGGUAGAAGUUAGAGAGGAACAGAAGCGGAUAGAACAAGGGGAGGGUACCCACACUGAGGCUACUAGUAUCCCCCCUCUAGAUCCAAUCUUAGCUCAGCAGAUCAUGGCAUUCAUGAGUGGGAUAGCUGACAUUAGUGUCACCCCCACCAUGACCGCAACACUAGCUCCUAUUGACCAUCCGUUUGUUGCUGCAGAUCAACCAACAAAUGAAGUGGUAGGUACAGAUGCAUUCUUCAGGCCACUAAUGAGUUCUGUGAUAACUAGUACUGAGCAUAACAUGCUCACCAAAUUCCUUAAUAUCAAACAUCCCGUUUUCCAUGGUACCAAAAAUGAGGAUGUCUAUGAGUUUAUUCUUAAUUGCUAUAAGAGGCUACACAAGCUGGGAAUAGUGUAUCAACAUGGAGUGGAGUUUGUAACUUUCCAGCUGGAAAGAGAGGCCAAGCAAUGGCGGAGGGCCUAUGUAGAGUGUCAUUCACCUGUGUACGCUACUCUACUGGUCACUACUGAGGAGGAGAGGAUCAGGUUGUUUGUGAAGGGGUUGGGCCCCGAAUUGCAGCACCCCAGCAGACCAGAGCAUAGUCCAGCAGAUGGAGGGAACGAUGGCAGAGUACACCCACAAAGUGGGCCAGGAGGAAGUCUGAGAGGCCGUGGUGCCGGAGCAAUAGUAGUACAGGUAAGGGAGCAGUCUAGCAAAGCAGAGAGAUGGCCCAUCAGGAUGACCGUUCUCAGUUUUAUGCAUUUUCAGGCAAGACCAAGGCAGAGGCAUCUGAUGCGGUUAUCAUGGGCAAGGAAAAUGGUGAGGCGGGGUUGUUUGGCCGAUUUUGCCCAUAUUCGAAAUGUGGAGGUAGAGUCUCCUUCUAUUGAGUCUAUUCCAGUAAUGUGUGAAUUUUCAGAAGUUUUCCCUUUAGACUUGCUUGGUAUGCCUCUUGACCGAGACAUAGACUUCUACAUUGAUUUAGAGAUGGUUACUCAUCCAAUUUCCAUUCCUCUACCGUAUGGCUCUGGCAGAGUUGAGAGAGCUUAA
Molecule: messenger RNA, 1173 nt
Organism: Solanum dulcamara
Lineage: Eukaryota; Viridiplantae; Streptophyta; Magnoliopsida; Solanales; Solanaceae
Exons: 5
Coding region: 1-1173 (390 amino acids)
Source: RefSeq, a predicted model, not a curated record